Myxozyma melibiosi is the source of this 3039-nucleotide messenger RNA. RefSeq lists its product as uncharacterized. The record is from RefSeq and is a predicted model, not a curated record. Gene Ontology annotation, cellular component: chromatin. The transcript has 3 exons. Lineage: Eukaryota; Fungi; Ascomycota; Lipomycetes; Lipomycetales; Lipomycetaceae. Gene Ontology annotation, biological process: DNA-templated transcription; regulation of transcription by RNA polymerase II. Bases 94 to 2832 code for a protein of 912 amino acids. Gene Ontology annotation, molecular function: RNA polymerase II cis-regulatory region sequence-specific DNA binding; zinc ion binding; DNA-binding transcription factor activity, RNA polymerase II-specific.
CCAGCAAACUGCUCUUCUCUUGUUCUCUUCUUCUCUUGUUACAUACCCAUAACAUAUCCUCUACUUCUCUUCUACUUCUCUUCUACUCUGCUCAUGUCUACCGCCGAACCCUCCCCAGCAGCCCGGCGCAAACGGGCCUACUCCUGCUCGCAAUGCAGCGCGUCCUUCAAACGCUCCGAGCACCUCGUCCGUCACAAACGCUCUCACACAAUGGAACGCCCCUUCGACUGCUCCUACUGCCACAACUCCUUCGGCCGCAAGGACAUCCUCCAGCGACACAUCAGAAACUGCGCCCGCUCGGCGCUCUCCGGAAAGCCUCUGCGCACAAAACACAAACCGAGGUCAAAGAAACUGCCCUACCCUCCUCGCCAGAAAUCCUCCGCCGCAUCAAUUCCUCCGCCUCAAUGUCCUCCCUCUCCUCCUCUCAGCAACAACGGCAGCGAGAACGCCUCCAAAGGCGCCGCCGAAGCCCUGGCUGCUUCCGCCCCUCCUCUCCACUCCGAGUUUGCUGAAUCCCUGCCUUCGCCUCCUGCCAUCUCCCUCAUCGACGAGAUAGCCUCCAUCACAAUCCCCUUCGACAGCGAGCCUGCUGCCUCCUUUGACCAUGCCGCGCGCUUUGACAGAGCAGACAGCAGCUGUAGCGACCACUUGGAUGGCGAAGAUGCAGACGACUUGGACGACGACCUUGCCGCCCCUACUCACCACCCUAUCGUUCCCUACAUGAGCCCAUCCGACCUCAUGGAGAGCCACCGCAAGUCCGUCUCCGCUGCAGGCGGCCUCACACCCUCGGCUAUCUCAACCACCUACGCAGCUCACUCAGACUUUGAACUCAUGCCUCCUCCUCUUCCCCAGUCUGUCUUGCCUCCCUCCCCCCAGCUCUCCAUCGUCCUCGACGACGACACCGUGCCGGCUUCUGCCUCCUGGAGCGGGUUUCUUGCCGACGACCAAAAUUCCACUACCUCCCCUUCCCUUUCAAUGAGUUCUGCCGAGUCAGCCAGACACUCAACUAUCUUCACUGACGACCUCCGCACUGUCUUUGUCUCUCACCUCUCUCAGCUCUGCGGCGAGUUCUUUGACUUUCAUCUUUUGAUCCCGCAAACUCCUGUCUUGUGCUCUUACCUCGACACAUUCAAUCGCGAAGUUGACUCCGUGCUUCCCAUCAUCCACCGAUCUUUCUUUGAGUUCCGGUUCCUGGCAAUGGCUUCCAAUCUACCACAAGACGAAGAGAGCAUUCUCGACUCGAUCUGUGACAGUGUCUUGCUCCUGACCGUCUUCAUGACCGGCGCAACUCAUUCGUCCCAAGACAACCUCGCCGUACAGCUAAGGAUGGCAAACGAAAAGGCUCUCGCACGCAUCUCAAAAGUGUUUGACAGCAUGCACUCGGACUCGAGCCAGCUUUCAGUCUUCCAGGCCAGGUUCUUCUGCCAUCUCUUUGACGUCUGGCGCGGCAACUUUGGAAACAUCAGACUUUAUCUCGAUGACACGGCCUCGAAACUGCGGCAAAAUAUCUCUGCUUGGAAUGAUUUCAGUUGCCAGGUGGCCGACUUUGUUAUGGCCCAGCUUGGCGCCGAAGCUCCGCUAUCUAAAGAUAGUCACUCGUCGCAAGCAAGCGGCUCUUCACAGUCUCCGUCCCCUUCAUCGGCAUCUGAUUGGCAGCAGUGGAUCACAAAACAAACCUGCCAUAGACUGUACUGGGCAUGCUCUGAUCUCAUGUCUAUGGUCUCUCUCCUGUACGGCCAGCAACCUCUCUUUCAGCAGCAGCAGUAUCGAUACCACCAGAUCAAAGAUCAAAGAAACGCCAGCGAAGGCAACAACCGCUGCGGCCUGUCGUGGAUGAACGAGCUCGGCCAGCCGCCGCUUCCUGAUUCUGACCGACUCUGGAAAGCAGAGACCGCAGAAGAGUGGUAUUUCCACAUGGCCGCGGCAUCGAUGAAGCCCUCGACACGAUUAAAUCUAGACGGCGGCUCGGCAAACGUGGGUCUCUUUACAGUGAGCAUAUUCCUGCACGCAAUCCUAGACUACUACCGGAUGAUGGCACGCGAAAAGGCGUCAAAGAGGUCGUAUGUUUCUACAGACUCUGCGAGCCAGCAGCACGGAGAAGUCGAGGGAAAGAUCCUGCUCAACUCACUUUCGUGCGAAGAAGUCGACAACUUGCUCGCGAAGCUGUCGUCGAUUCUGGUCUGUCGCCGGUCGGCGGGAAAAGCAAAGGAAGACGAAGUGCCGCUGCGACGGUGCGAGGCGCUGCUACAUACCUGCCGUCUGCGGCAGAGCGAGAUCCGGUCGGCGGCCGACAUUUUCGGGAAUAUUUAUUUCAAAGAUGAGUUUCAGAUAGACUUGAUUUGCACACUCGGCCGUAAUGGCAAGCAUGUCCAUGAGGCACUCUACAGAGCUAUCGAGUAUAUGCGAACAUUCAUCUUGUCGUUCAAUACGAAAGGCGGCGACAGCAGUCAGAACAAGUCCAAGGAAAUAAGAGACACUACCGAAUUGCAGGCCUUUUGGGAUGCAUGUCUGUACACGAUUGCUUGGCUGACUGUGAUUGACGCUGUAUCGGAGAGCGGCGGCGCAAUCUCGGAGAACGAGCGAACGAUAGUUAAAGAGAUUGCGGGGCUCUUCGACCCGGACGGCAAGAUAGCCGGGACCGAGGUCGAAGUCUGCCGACCGGAGCACUACAUCACCGGCGACGACAGUAUCCGGGACGUGGAAAACGAUGGAUUGUUAAGGAAGGUUGCCACAGAGGUUUGCGAUAUCCUGGACGAGAGCGGGCGGAAAUGGGGGAUUGCCAGAGACAUGGCGGUUGUGCUCAAACGGUCGGUGCUGUGCAUCAGCUCGUGAGAAUAGGAGAGAUUCUGGGGGAAAAAUAAUUGGUUUUGCAUUCCGGUAAUGAUCUGUUGUUUUAUCUGUUUUGUUUAUUAUUAUUGUUUAAUCGCUUGCUUGCUGUUUUGUUGGAUGGUUGAGUGAAAAUCGGGUUUACAUAAUACAUUUGUCAGAACGUAAAUUACAGUGUCACAUGCAAGCGAGAGCUGACAGAUAUUAGCGAUA